AUGCCAGAGCACAUGGCUAUUAUGCUUGGAACUGCACAGGGAAGCUUCCGAAGCUCACCACAGGACACCAUAUGCAUUUACAACCCUUCCGAUGGCCUCGUUCGCAAAUCCCUUAGCGGUGGAGUUGCACAGAACCCUGCGCUCCGCCCGGGUGCCGGUUACGAGCCUGCGCAUACUGGUCAUACAUGCCACAGAAUGUUAACGCCCUCCCUCUCUGGUGACGUAUUCGCAAGUCCGAGUGCAAAACGAAUUUUGGCCGCCAUUGAGUUUGCUGUGUUCGAAAACGGCCCCACCCAUCGAGACGUGGUGGUCAUCAUCAACAAUUUUACUGGCAAUCGUUUGAACUUUGGUCUAGCUAUGGAGCAUGCUCGUGCGAAAUAUACGGGACUGAAGGUUGUGAGCGUGCUGAAUGCGGACGACAUUUCGCUUUUGCCCCAGACAAGGCGAGACAGGAAGGCCGUAGGGAUGGUCUGUCCGAGAGCAUCCGCUUCUUCAAGUGCCCCUAGUCCCACACUUUCACGUGCGAAGUGUCUUGGUGACGCGCUGGUUGUACAUCUGCGUAGCAUUGAUGGUGCACUCGGACAUUGUCAUGUUCCUGGACGAGAACCUCUUUCGGGUGUCUGCUGUGCAUUGUUUAAAUCCUCUUGUUGGCUCACCACCGAGAUAUUGUUGCACCUGGGGUGUCCACGUUUGAUGCUCAUGAGCCGUGGCUCCGCGAAGAUAAUGUCACUGUUGUUUAUGGACAAUCUUGGCGGUAUAUCGCAACUUGAAAUUGGCGCAGUAGUGGAAGAAGUUCGUGGCGUUCUUGCGUCGCAGAAGAUUGUUCCGUCUCGUGUCUACUGCGCUCCAUUGAUGACCUCGUUGAUAUUUACGAACUUAUUAAUGGUGAUUCAAGUUCCAUCCGCAUGGCUAGGACAUACUACUGAUAGAUUAUAUAUCGCUGCAGGCAACAACGAGGACGAUGAGAUCGACUUGCUCGCGCUCCUGGAUGCUCCAACGGGUGCCCAUUCCUGGCUUUGUGUACGUUCGUGGCUGGCUGUCAGGGCCACCCCUGCCGAGGAUGAAGCGCAGGUGGAGGCCUUGCUGCGAACCUUCACUUCUUCUCCCUCUGGAAUUUCUCAGUCUUCAUCUGAUGGGGAUUCGACUUGGCAAGGUUUGGGUAUUAGAUAUGCACGUCAAGCUGCGCUGGUUCCUGAGCCAGAUAUGACACAAUUUGACACGGUUGUGGGCGAUGGUGAUUGCAGAGAGACGUUCACUGGUGGCGCUAAAGCCGUUCUUGUGGCCCUCGACUCUGGGAUCCUCGAUCUAGCGAAGACAGUUCCUGUCGCAUUUGUUAGUGAGGUAAGUGAAAUGCUGGAAGGGAGCAUAGGUGGUACUGCUAGUGUUCCUUUUGCGAUCUUCUUCACAGCAUGGAAUACACAUACACGUCCGGGAAAUAGAAGCAUCGUUGACGCACUGCUACUAUUUUGUACUGUGCUUUCAUCAGAUGCUUCACUGGAAGAUGCUGUUAUGGCUGUGAUUCUGAAAGAAGGUGCGGAAAAGACCCGAAGAAUGAAGGCACGAUUAGGACGGGCAUCAUACGUGGGGGGUGGGGAAGGAAGGGAUAGUGUUCCUCCUGACCCCGGUACUUGGGGAGUAGCCAAUAUCGUGGUUGGGUUUGCAAAGGGUAUGGCUGUGUAAGCCCAUCCCUGGAACUUCAAUGUCAGGCAGUUUUCCUUUUUCGAAGGGCUAUGCAUCCUACACGUAACAUUGUGUGCACACCUUCAAGCUGUCGCCUUAAAGUAUUUAUGGACCUACAACUAGUGCUCAUACGGGACAUCCUGUAUGAGAUAACAAUUUUAUGUCCUGUGCGUGUCCUUGUGCCGUCGAUUCUCGUCGCAUCCUUUCCAUGUAUAGACAGGUUCUAGUAGGCUCUGGCAUCAGAAAAUAUCAGAACAACAGGAUUUGCCGAAUAGGUCAUCGCAGAUCUCUUCUGAUUGGUUGGUAUGAGUCUUACUAUGACCUUACUUCACAUUUGCAUAGGGAUGUCCCCAGAUGCGGCUGUCAAUGAACAACAAUCUCACCAACAGAUGAUUAUGCACUAAUUACUGUGUGUGCAGCAUCUCACGGCGCUCUCUCUGCAAGUGGUUUACCCUGAAUUCCAGCUUAA
This is a messenger RNA of Suillus subaureus, 2149 nucleotides long. RefSeq lists its product as uncharacterized. NCBI's taxonomy places the organism in Eukaryota, Fungi, Basidiomycota, Agaricomycetes, Boletales, Suillaceae. The record is from RefSeq and is a predicted model, not a curated record. Gene Ontology annotation, cellular component: cytosol. The transcript is spliced from 12 exons. Gene Ontology annotation, biological process: glycerol catabolic process. Gene Ontology annotation, molecular function: glycerone kinase activity. Bases 1 to 1680 code for a protein of 559 amino acids.